This is a messenger RNA of Xyrauchen texanus (razorback sucker), 3604 nucleotides long. RefSeq names its product StAR-related lipid transfer (START) domain containing 3 (gene stard3). The transcript is spliced from 15 exons. The record is from RefSeq and is a predicted model, not a curated record. Lineage: Eukaryota; Metazoa; Chordata; Actinopteri; Cypriniformes; Catostomidae. Gene Ontology annotation, molecular function: cholesterol transfer activity; cholesterol binding. Bases 135 to 1481 code for a protein of 448 amino acids. Gene Ontology annotation, cellular component: late endosome.
GUCACGGAAGUGGGCUGAAGGCUGAUAGUGAGAAUGAUGCGCUGAUUCUGGUUAGUUUCGUCUUCACUUUGACACUCUCCGGCGAUGUUUGAUUAAAAGCGGCUCUUUGUGGUGUGCUCCCGCUGUAUGUAGGUAUGCAGAGUGGCGUGGACUACAGCGAGCUGGGCGGAAGUCUUCCUGCCAUUGCCUCUCUGAACGCCUCAUAUUCCCAAGCGUCUCUGUCCCUGCCUUCCCCGUAUUACCGCCCGUUGCCCCCAGGAGAGAGGAAAGCCUUCUCUGAUGUACGCCGAACAUUCUGCCUCUUUGUUACGUUCGAUCUCCUCUUCAUCACUUUGCUUUGGAUCAUUGAAUUAAAUAUCAAUACGAGUAUAUGGACUAGUCUUGAGACAGAGGUCGUUAAAUAUAAGUUCAAGUCAUCUUUCUUUGAUAUUUUUAUUUUAGCUGUGUUUCGGUUUCUGUGUUUGCAGCUUGGUUAUGCCGCAUUUCGACUGAGACACUGGUGGGUUAUUGCGAUCACAACUCUGGUGACCACCACCUUUCUCAUUGCAAAAGUCAUCUUGUCAGAUUUGUUUAAUCAGAAUGCAUUUGGCUAUGUUCUUCCCAUCACCUCGUUUGUGGUGGCGUGGUUGGAAACCUGGUUCCUGGAUUUCAAAGUCCUCACACAGGAAGCAGAGGAUGAGAGAGUGUAUCUGGCAGCAGUUAAUGCAGCAUGUGAGCGGGCACCCAUCAUAUGCCCCAGAGCCGUGUCUGAUGGCCAGUUUUACUCACCACCAGAGUCACUGGCAGGCUCUGAAGAAGACCUUGAUGAAGAGGGUUUGGGCAGGAGAGCAGUAACAGAACAAGAAAAAGAGUUUGUAAGACAGGGACGGGAGGCGAUGGCAGUGGUUGAACAGAUAUUGACACAAGAAGAGAACUGGAAGCUUGAGAAGCGUAGUGAUGUUGGGGAUGCAGUACAUACACUGGAAAUCCCGUUCCAUGGAAAGACUUUUAUUUUAAAGGCACUCUUGCAGUGUACAGCAGAGCUGGUGUAUCAGGAGGUCAUUCUGCAGCCAGAGAAGAUGGUACAGUGGAACAGGACGGUGUCUGUCUGCCAGAUUUUGCAGAGAGUGGAUGAUAACACGCUGGUGUCGUAUGAUGUGUCUGCUGGAGCAGCUGGAGGUGUCGUAUCUCCCAGGGACUUUGUGAAUGUUCGUCGGGUGGAGCGCAGGCGAGACUGCUACAUCUCUGCAGGAAUGGCGACCAGUCACAGCUACAAACCACCUAACAGUCGCUACGUCAGAGGGGAGAAUGGUCCUGGUGGAUUUGUUGUGUUAAAAUCCAGCGGUAAUCCUUCAAUUUGUACCUUCAUCUGGGUGCUUAAUACAGACCUCAAGGGUCGCCUCCCCCGUUAUCUCAUCCACCAAUCACUGGCGGCCACCAUGUUCGAGUUCAUGUCUCAUCUCAGGCAACGUAUAAAUGAAGUCCACGUCUCCUACCGGUGAUCUUUGAUGUUUUAUCCAACUUCAAAAUUACACAUCACUGUGCCAUAGUUCAUUGUUCUGUACAGUUGCUAUGAGCAGAUACAGUGCUAUUUGGAGGUUGUUACAAGCAUCUACAAAACAUUUGGCUGAACUUUGUACGGAAGCACGUUGUGUCGAAUCUCUGUAAUAUUGCAGCACAUGGACAUGAGUUCAGAGCAUACUGUCAAACUCUACAUGAUGAGACGGCAUUGGUUUGAGACCUGGCGUCUACAGGAAGUUGUUGGAGAGCUUCACUUGUGCAGUUUGUGGUAUGUAAAAGGUCUUAAGAAAUAGCUAUAUUAAUCAGCUGUGCCUAAAACCACUGUUUCUGCCGUGGCAACUUUUCUAAAUGAAAUUCCGAGCCAAUCAUGCUGCGAUUUUUCUUUCCGUUUUUUACUUAAGCCUUAAUCAAGCGUGCACACAUAUUAAUACUAUUAAUAAUUCUUGUUUUUUAGUUCUUAUGUUUAUAAUGGGCUCUUGUUGCCAAAACAUUGAUGCUGUAUUAGUUGAUGAUAAUAAGUAAAGGCAUUUAUACGUGAUGUAUGUACAUGGCAGCACCUUUCCUGUGAAGGUUACAAAAACACUGACCUAUGUCUAAUCGGGUGAAUCUUUCGAAACCUUUCCGGGUCAUAUUUCACCUAAAAAUCAAAAGAAAUAAAUUUAGCUAAAAAGGAAAACGAUUAUGCCUGUUGCUUAAAGAUUAAGUUUAUUUAAGAACUGUUAAGCUAUUUUGCAUUGUGACAUCAUUUUCAUGGCAAUUUAAGUACAUUUUAUGACCAUUCUCAUUACCGUAAUGCAAAAGAAAUCUUAUUCUCACUAUUAUAAUGCGAACACAUAUUGUUAUAAUAUUUUCAUUGUAAAGUAUUAAAUCAUGAUGCAUUACAGUGAUGAGAUACAUGCACAUAUUAUUUUAUUUUUUUGUGGCUGCAGUGAAAUAUGACCUGGACAUAUUUUUGUAAGAUUCACCCACUAAUGCUUACAGUAAAGAGUAUGAUUAUGAAUUUAUGUAUUUAAUCAAUGUAACCGGUUAACUUGUACCUGAAUCGUUUGUUGUUGACACUGUUGUUCAGAAUAUCUGCAGAAACAAAUGUGCUGCAAUAAGAAAACCCAAGAAACAAACGUCUGCGCUGGGCUUUUUUCUUUUCUUUUUUUUCUUAAAAAAAGGUGCAGUGCAUCUCAAACUAUAAGGAAACAGGCCCUUGUUAAAAGGUUGUAUUAUUUGAUAAUAUUUCUCCUCUUUCUGGAAAAUGUGUGAUUGUGCAACUGAUAAAGUAUUGACCGUAAUGCUCAGUCAUUUCUCUAACAAAUAGUUUUCUCAAAGAGCAUUACUGUCAAUAUUUUAUUAGUUGCACGAUCACACAUUUGCCACGUGCCCUCAUAUUGUUAGAGGAAAUAACAGUCUAUAGUCGUAAAAUGAAACAGGAAACCAAUAUAAAGUUGAUGAUUAGUACUUUUAUUCAGUAAUAUAAUGUGAAUGUGUCCUUCCAAUAGCCUUGAAGCGAUUUAAAAAAAUAAAAUACUGUUUGCCACUGUUUAAUAGAGAGAAAUAAACACUCAGAUAUUACAGUGUAUUUGCCUUCUCUUACAGGAAGAACACAUUACAAAUAUAUAGGGUGAUUUACCCAUAAUGUAGACGCUCAUGCCAUUUUAUUUAAAUAGUAUUUUGUAUUGCAUCCUUGAUGAUUUGUUUUAAUGUGCCUUUGUUACACUGAAUUCACAGGUUCAGAAUUUUUCAUUUCGUUUUGUUUAUCUAGAUGUUUUUGUACACCUUUAAUGACUAACCACAUUUACUCAUUUCUUUUUGCAUAGCCUUAUGCAGUUCACUUGAAUUUACUUUCAAUUCAGGUUCUGUUUGAAUGUGUUAUUUUGAUACUGAUUUACAGGAAGGUAAUGUAUGUAUACUUUUGUCAUGUAAUCAAAAAAAUAUAUCACAAUUCUGUUUUUAAAUGAUAAUUCAACAUAUAAUAAAACGAACAAACAGUUUAUACAGGAUGUGUUUGCUACCUGUUGCACGUGUGUGUGUGUGUGUGCGCGUGUGUGCGCGUGCGCGCGUGUGUGUGUGUGUGUGUCACGCAUUACAUAUCAAUGUUAAAAUAAAACACUUU